AUGGCGACCGAGUCGCCGUUCCGGGCGGACGUGCUGAGGGGCAAGGCGGCGCUGGUCACCGGCGGCGGCUCCGGCAUCUGCUUCGAGAUCGCCGCCCAGCUCGCCCGCCACGGCGCCCACGUCGCCAUCAUGGGCCGCCGCCGCGAGGUCCUCGACAAGGCCGUCGCCGCCCUCCGCUCCGAGGGCCUGCAGGCUGUUGGAUUUCAGGGAGAUGUACGUAACCAGGAGGAUGCAGCUAGGGUACUUGCGUCAACUGUCGAGCAUUUCGGCAAGCUUGACAUUCUUGUCAAUGGUGCAGCGGGCAACUUCCUUGCAUCCCCGGAGGAUCUGACACCCAAGGGAUUCCGAACAGUUCUUGAGAUUGACACUGUGGGUACAUACACAAUGUGCUAUGAAGCCCUGAAGUAUCUGAAAAAAGGUGGGCCAGGGAGAGGUCCCUCCACUGGUGGCCUCAUCAUUAACAUAAGCGCGACACUGCAUUACACUGCUUCUUGGUACCAAAUUCAUGUCUCCGCCGCUAAGGCAGGUGUUGAUAGUAUCACAAGAACGCUGGCUCUGGAAUGGGGAACAGAUUAUGAAAUUAGGGUCAAUGGAAUUGCACCAGGACCAAUCGGCGGCACUCCAGGACUAAGGAAGCUUGCACCUGAUGAAAUGGGCAAGGGGAAAAGGGAAAUGAUGCCUUUAUUUAAGUUGGGGGAGACACGGGAUAUAGCAAUGGCCGCGCUCUAUCUUGCUUCCGAUGCAGGCAAAUAUGUAAAUGGGACUACAAUGGUGGUUGAUGGAGGGCUUUGGUUGAGUCACCCUCGCCACAUCCCCAAGGAGGAAGUGAAGGAGCUCUCAAAGGUGAUCGAGAAGAAGGUUAGGGCCUCUGGUGUAGGUGUACCGUCCAGCAAGUUGUGA
Triticum turgidum subsp. durum (durum wheat) is the source of this 900-nucleotide messenger RNA. Lineage: Eukaryota; Viridiplantae; Streptophyta; Magnoliopsida; Poales; Poaceae. The record is from the annotation of a GenBank genome assembly.